AUGGCUCUGUCUCAAUCAACAACAACGGUCAAGAUUCUCGGCGAAGGACAGACCCGGGAGUGCGACGCCCAGCUCGCAACUCGCCAACUUCGCAUUCAAGUCCACAAUCUGGGAGAAGCACUCGAGGAAAGUCUUCUGGAGCACUCGAAGCAAUCUCAGUCGGAACUUCGCCCACCAAUGUCCAUUCCAAGCGGAAAAUAUCCGAGCAUCAAAACACGCAAUCGCAAAAGUCUAGCCUCCAUCGCCUAUCGGUGGCAGAGAAAAGAAAGUUAUUCGAAGAACCCGGUAGUUCUAGCUACGAUUGUUCAAACCAAUAUCCAAGUCGAACACAUGGCACUCACUACCAGGAACGGGUAUAGAGCAUACACUUCCGAAGGAUCAGCAAACGUUGGUAAGGACGGACCUAUCCCCAAGCACGGUGCCAGCCCAAGAUUACGAUCCAGGGCCUCAAUCCGGGUUCGAUAUCAAAUCCUCGGGUCGAAUGUGGAAGGUUACAGGGAAAGCCCGGCUGGGCGCAGGUUAGGAACCCUCGAAGCACCCGAAGCAUGUGUCAACUAUUUCGGCUCGUGA
Molecule: messenger RNA, 570 nt
Organism: Clonostachys rhizophaga
Lineage: Eukaryota; Fungi; Ascomycota; Sordariomycetes; Hypocreales; Bionectriaceae
Source: the annotation of a GenBank genome assembly